AUGAGGGGCCAGGCCGCCGCCCCAGGCCCUGUCUGGAUCCUCGCCCCACUCCUGCUGCUGCUGCUGCUGCUGGGGCGCCGAGCACGUGCGGCCAUUGGGGCAGAAGCGGGGCCCGGGGCCCAGCCGUGUGCCACACUAGUGCAGGGCAAGUUCUUUGGCUACUUCUCAGCGGCUGCCGUGUUCCCAGCCAAUGCCUCACGCUGCUCCUGGACCCUGCGCAACCCGGACCCACGGCGCUACACGCUCUACAUGAAGGUGGCCAAGGCACCCACGCCUUGCAGCGGCCCAGGCCGCGUCCACACCUACCAGUUCGAUUCCUUUCUGGAGUCCACACGCACCUACCUGGGCGUGGAGAGCUUCGACGAGGUGCUACGGCUGUGUGAUCCCUCUGCGCCCCUCGCCUUCCUGCAGGCCAGCAAGCAGUUCCUGCAGAUGCGCCGCCAGCUGCCUCCCCACGACCCUGACCUUGGCCUCAUGGGCGGGCCCCUGGGCCCCAGCGAUGACUUCUCAGUGGAGUACCUGGUUGUGGGCAACCGCAAUCCCAGCCGGGCCGCCUGCCAGAUGCUGUGCCGCUGGCUAGACGCCUGUCUGGCCGGCAGCCGCAGCUCACACCCCUGUGGCAUCAUGCAGACACCCUGUGCCUGCCUGGGCGGUGACACUGGUGACCCUGCCUCCGGCACCCUGGUCCCCCAUGGGGAUGUCUGUUUGAGAGACUCUGUAGCCGGAGGCCCUGAAAACUGCCUUACCAGCCUCACCCAGGACCGAGGGGGGCAUGGCACCGCAGGCGGCUGGAAGCUGUGGUCCCUGUGGGGCGAGUGCACGCGGGACUGCGGGGGAGGCCUGCAAACUCGGACCCGCACCUGCCUGCCCACACCGGGUGUGCAGGGAGGCAGCUGUGAGGGCGUCCUAGAGGAGGGCCGCCUGUGCAACCGCAAGGCCUGUGGCCCCGCUGGGCGCAGCAGUUCCCGGAGCCAGUCCCUGCGGUCCACAGAUGCCCGGCGGCGUGAGGAUCUGGGGGAUGAGCUGCAGCAUUUCGGGUUCCCAGCCCCCCAGACUGGUGACCCAGCAGCGGAAGAGUGGUCCCCGUGGAGCGUGUGCUCCAGCACCUGCGGCGAGGGCUGGCAGACCCGCACGCGCUUCUGCGUGUCCUCCUCUUACAGCACGCAGUGCAGUGGGCCCCUGCGUGAGCAGAGGCUGUGCAACAACUCGGCAGUAUGCCCAGUGCAUGGUGCCUGGGAUGAGUGGUCACCCUGGAGCCUCUGCUCCAGCACCUGUGGGCGUGGCUUUCGGGACCGCACACGCACCUGCAGGCCCCCGCAAUUUGGAGGCAACCCCUGUGAGGGUCCUGAAAAGCAAACCAAGUUCUGCAACAUUGCCUUGUGCCCUGGCAGAGCCAUGGACGGAAACUGGAAUGAGUGGUCGAGCUGGAGCGCCUGCUCGGCCAGCUGCUCCCAGGGCCGUCAGCAGCGGACACGCGAGUGCAACGGGCCUUCCUACGGGGGCGCUGAGUGCCAAGGCCACUGGGUGGAGACGCGAGACUGCUUCCUGCAGCAGUGCCCAGUGGACGGCAAGUGGCAAGCCUGGGCGUCCUGGGGCAGCUGCAGCGUCACAUGUGGGGGUGGCAGCCAGCGACGGGAACGUGUCUGCUCUGGGCCCUUCUUCGGAGGAGUGGCCUGCCAGGGUCCCCAAGAUGAGUAUCGGCAGUGCAGUACCCAGCGGUGUCCUGAGCCCCAUGAGAUCUGUGACGAGGACAACCUUGGGGCGGUGGUCUGGAAGGAGACCCCAGCGGGAGAGGUGGCUGCUGUCCGGUGUCCCCGCAAUGCCACAGGCCUCAUUCUGCGACGCUGUGAGCUGGACGAGGAAGGCAUUGCCUACUGGGAGACCCCCACGUAUAUCCGCUGUGUCUCCAUCGACUACCGAAACAUUCAGAUGAUGACCCGAGAGCAUCUGGCCAAGGCUCAGCGAGGGCUGCCUGGGGAGGGGGUCUCAGAGGUCAUCCAGACACUGGUGGAGAUCUCCCAGGAUGGGACAAGCUACAGCGGGGACCUGCUCUCCACCAUUGAUGUCCUAAGGAAUAUGACAGAGAUAUUCCGGAGGGCAUACUACAGCCCCACCCCGGGGGAUGUGCAGAACUUUGUCCAGAUCAUCAGCAACCUGCUGGCAGAGGAGAACCGGGACAAGUGGGAGGAGGCUCAGCUGAUGGGUCCCAAUGCCAGGGAGCUGUUCCGGCUGGUGGAGGACUUCGUGGAUGUCAUCGGCUUCCGUAUGAAGGACUUGAGGGAUGCAUACCAGGUGACAGACAACCUGGUCCUCAGCAUCCACAAGCUACCAGCCAGUGGAGCCACAGAUGUCAGCCUUCCCAUGAAGGGCUGGAGGGCCACAGGCGAUUGGGCCAGGGUGCCAGAGGACAGGGUCACUGUGUCCAAGAGUGUCUUCUCCACAGGGCUCCCAGAGGCUGAUGACUCGUCUGUGUUUGUGGUGGGCACUGUGCUCUACCGAAACCUUGGCAGCUUCCUGGCCCUGCAGAGGAACACGACUGUCCUGAACUCCAAGGUCAUCUCUGUGACUGUGAAGCCCCCUCCUCGCUCCCUGCGCACACCCUUGGAGAUUGAAUUUGCCCACAUGUACAAUGGCACCACCAACCAGACCUGUAUCCUGUGGGAUGAGACAGAUGUACCCUCCUCCGCCCCCCCGCAGCUCGGGCCCUGGUCGUGGCGCGGCUGCCGCACGGUGCCCCUCGACGCCCUCCGGACGCGCUGCCUCUGUGACCGACUCUCCACCUUCGCCAUCUUAGCCCAGCUCAGCGCCGACGCGACCAUGGAGAAGACAGCCCUGCCAUCUGUGACUCUCAUCGUGGGCUGCGGUGUGUCCUCACUCACUCUGCUCAUGUUGGUCAUCAUCUACGUGUCUGUGUGGAGGUACAUCCGCUCAGAGCGCUCUGUCAUCCUCAUCAACUUCUGCCUGUCCAUCAUCUCCUCCAAUGCCCUCAUCCUCAUCGGGCAGACCCAGACCCGCAACAAGGUGGUGUGCACGCUGGUGGCUGCUUUCCUGCACUUCUUCUUCCUGUCCUCCUUCUGCUGGGUGCUCACCGAGGCCUGGCAGUCCUACAUGGCCGUGACAGGCCGCCUCCGGAAACGUCUCAUCCGAAAACGCUUCCUCUGCCUCGGCUGGGGGCUCCCUGCGCUGGUCGUGGCCAUUUCCGUGGGAUUCACCAAGGCCAAAGGGUACAGCACCGUGAACUACUGCUGGCUCUCCCUGGAGGGGGGACUGCUCUACGCCUUCGUGGGACCAGCGGCUGCUGUUGUGCUGGUGAACAUGGUGAUCGGGAUCCUGGUGUUCAACAGGCUGGUGUCCAAAGACGGCAUCACGGACAAGAAGCUGAAGGAGCGGGCAGGGGCCUCCCUGUGGAGCUCCUGCGUGGUGCUGCCGCUGCUGGCGCUGACCUGGAUGUCGGCUGUGCUCGCUGUCACCGACCGCCGCUCCGCCCUCUUCCAGAUCCUCUUCGCCGUGUUUGACUCCCUGGAGGGCUUCGUCAUCGUGAUGGUGCACUGCGUCCUGCGCAGGGAGGUCCAAGAUGCUGUGAAAUGCCGUGUGGUCGAUCGGCAGGAGGAGGGCAACGGGGACUCCGGGGGCUCCUUCCAGAAUGGCCAUGCCCAGCUCAUGACUGACUUCGAGAAGGACGUGGAUCUGGCCUGUAGAUCAGUGCUGAACAAGGACAUUGCGGCCUGCCGUACUGCCACCAUAACCGGCACGCUGAAGCGGCCAUCACUGCCAGAGGAGGAGAAGCUGAAGCCAGCCCACAGCAAGGGGCCGCCCACCAACUUCAACAGCCUGCCUGCCAAUGUGUCCAAGCUGCACUUGCACGGCUCACCUCGCUACCCUGGCGGACCCCUCCCCGACUUCCCCAACCACUCGCUGACCCUCAAGAAGGACAAGGCACCCAAGUCCACCUUUGUUGGUGAUGGGGACAUCUUUAAGAAGCUGGACUCAGAGCUGAGCCGGGCCCAGGAGAAGGCUCUGGACACGAGCUACGUGAUCCUGCCUACAGCCACGGCCACACUGCGGCCCAAGCCCAAGGAAGAGCCCAAGUACAGUAUCAAUAUUGACCAGAUGCCCCAGACCCGCCUCAUCCACCUCAGCACGGCGCCUGAUGCUGGUGUGCCUGCCCGUAGCCCACCCUCCCGUGAGCCGCCCCCCGCCCAGCCUCCACCACCCCCACCACCCCCACCCCCGCCACCCCAGCAGCCCUUGCCCCCACCACCCACCCUGGAGCCCGCACCCCCCAGCCUAGGAGAGGCCGGGGAGCCGGCGGCCCAUGCAGGACCCAGCACGGGGGCCGGGACCAAGAACGAGAAUGUCUCCACCUUGUCCGUGAGCUCCCUGGAGCGGCGGAAAUCGCGGUAUGCAGAACUGGACUUUGAGAAGAUCAUGCACACGCGGAAGCGGCACCAGGACAUGUUCCAGGAUUUGAACCGGAAGCUGCAACACGCUGCGGAAAAGGACAAGGACACGCCCAGCCCCGACACCAAGCCAGAAAAACAGCAGACACCCAACAAGCGGCCCUGGGAGAGUCUCCGGAAAGCCCAUGGGACACCCACGUGGGUGAAAAAGGAGCUGGAGCCACUGCCACCGUCGCCACUGGAGCUGCGGAGUGUGGAGUGGGAAAAGUCGGGUGCCACAAUCCCGCUGGUGGGCCAGGACAUCAUUGACCUCCAGACCGAGGUCUGA
Messenger RNA from Otolemur garnettii (small-eared galago), 4728 nucleotides. It is a transcript of the gene ADGRB1, whose product is annotated as adhesion G protein-coupled receptor B1. Gene Ontology annotation, molecular function: G protein-coupled receptor activity. The record is from RefSeq and is a predicted model, not a curated record. The transcript is spliced from 31 exons. Lineage: Eukaryota; Metazoa; Chordata; Mammalia; Primates; Galagidae. Gene Ontology annotation, cellular component: plasma membrane. Gene Ontology annotation, biological process: cell surface receptor signaling pathway; G protein-coupled receptor signaling pathway; negative regulation of angiogenesis. The coding region runs from base 1 to 4728 and encodes 1575 amino acids.